Cylicocyclus nassatus is the source of this 342-nucleotide messenger RNA. NCBI's taxonomy places the organism in Eukaryota, Metazoa, Nematoda, Chromadorea, Rhabditida, Strongylidae. The record is from the annotation of a GenBank genome assembly.
CUUUCAGAAUCGCCGAAUCUUCUAAAAUCUUCAAGAGAUGCUGCCCGCGAGGAUUCUGCUUAUGCUAGUAAUUGUGAUUGCCGUUGGCUUCUGUGCGCGUCCAAAAGAGAAGUGCACAUUUGAGAUAAGAGAAGGCAAAAGGGUGGAGGUCUGCAGAAUUCGUUAUACUAACGGGAAGGUGUGCGAAAUCUUAAAAGUGCAGGAGAGGACCAUGACUUGCAAAGUGGAACGCAUCAAAACUCCUGAUGGUAAAUCCUCUCGACGAACCUAAGUCAAUGUGAAGCAUUGUUGAUCUAAUGGUGUCACAUAAAGUGAAAAUAUCAUUCGAUAAUUGUUUUGAAC